GGAGAGAGAGCGAGAGAGAGAUUGAGAGAGAGAGAAGGAAAGGGAGGGAAGGAGAAGGUCUGCAGUCUGAUCUUGCGCGAGCCGAGACGACGCUGUCAGACUGAUCACCCUGCAACCUGGGAAUAACUACAAACUGCAGAUUGCUCUUCAACGCAACAAGGUCGCAUCGUUUCUGCUGCACACGGACGCUUGGUCGAGAACUUUCAUGUUUUUUUUUUCUCUCCCUCGGAUCCGGAUGCUCCGUUGAUGUUGCAUAGUUGAAGGUGGAUUAUCAUGCCUGCUAAUGGUGACUGUCUGGAGACGUGUUUAGGAGCCGCGCGACAACUCGCAGGAGGGAUGUUCUGGUUUUGACGUGCCUGCGUGCGUGGAGCAGACGAGGAAUUGUCGUGAUUUUUACGCGUGUGGAGGAGACCAGCCCCUUCUCGUUCUUAUCCCCCAGGUGUGAAAUAUAUCCCUCAUGCCUGAAUGACAUGGUUCAUUCCAGCUACGAGAUCCGAGCCUCCUCCAUGCAUUGGGAUUUUUCCCGAGUGAAUCACCCCUUUCUGAGCAUCUGAGAACUAACACUAGAGAAGCUUUACCAUGGACACCGCUUGGAGUCAGGACGGGGCACCUGAGAGGAGACCGGAAUGCUCACGCACCCAGAAUGGGACCAGCAUGGGGAUUUUUGCUGUCAUGAGAGGGGGUCAAUGGAGCCGGGUGAUGCUUCUGCUCUAUAUGGGGCUGCUUAGCGCCUCGGCAAAGGGUCAGAACUGCAGCUACACACUACACAGUCCCAAUGGGACGAUAGAAAGCCCCGGCUACCCAUACGGUUAUCCCAACUAUGCCAACUGCACGUGGGUGAUUGUAGCAGCCGAGCAUAACCGGAUACAACUGGUGUUUCAAGGCUUUGCCCUGGAGGAGGACUUUGACAUCUUGUCCGUUUAUGACGGGCCGUCCAGUCCAGGGAACCUACGGACAAGGUUAACGGGGUUCCAGCUGCCAUCGCCUAUUGUAAGCACAGGCUCCAGGCUCACUUUGUGGCUACUAUCUGACUACGCAGUGAGCGGCCAGGGAUUUAAAGCAUCCUAUGAAGCUUUGCCCAGCUACACGUGUGGUAAUCCCGGGUUGCUUCUCAACGGCCAUCAGCAAGGGUCCACGUUCAACAUCGGAGACAAAAUACGCUACAGCUGCAACACGGGCUAUGUAUUGGAGGGUCACACCACCUUGUCUUGCCUCGCCACUUCAGCUGGAACUGCUGCAUGGGAUUUCCCCUUGCCCUACUGCAGAGCGGAUGACGGGUGUGGAGGGACACUUCGAGGCCAGAGCGGGGUGAUCACCACUCCCAAUUACCCCGCCGAGUACCACAAUAAUGCUGACUGCACGUGGACCGUGCUGGCCGAGCCAGGAGACACCAUCGCCCUGGUCUUCUCUGACUUUCAGCUGGAGGACGACUACGACCUGCUGGAGGUCAGCGGCACGGAGGGUUCGUCGCAGUGGUUCACCGGCCCCAACCUUCCCUCGCCCAUUAUUAGCAGCAAGAACUGGCUUCGUCUGCAUUUUACAUCAGAUGGCAACCAUAAGAUGAAAGGUUUCAGUGCCCAGUACCAAGUAAAGAAGAUGACUGAGCUGAAGUCCCGAGGUGUAAAGAUGUUACCGAGCAAAGACAACUACCACAAGCUAUCAGUGUUGUCUCAAAUGGGUGUGGCCCAAGGACACAACAUGUGUCCAGACCCCGGCGUCCCAGAUCGUGGCAAAAGAAAAGGCUCAGACUUCAGACGCGGAGCCACAGUGCAUUUCUCCUGCGACGAGGGCUACGAGCUGCAGGGCUCCAAGAGCAUCAGCUGUCUGAGAGUGACUGACAGCUAUGUGGGCUGGAGUGACGAGCGGCCCAUCUGCAGAGCCCCAAUGUGUGGCGGUCAACUAAAAGGACCCGGUGGUGUCAUCACAUCUCCAAACUACCCGGUCCAGUAUGACAACAAUGCCAACUGCACUUGGAUCAUCACAGCGACAGACACGUCUAAGGUGAUCAAGCUGACUUUUGAGGAUUUUGACCUGGAGCGAGGCUACGACACGCUGACAGUGGGAGACGGCGAGGUGGUGGGGGACCAGAAGACGAUCUUUCAUGUCUUAUCCGGUACCACCACUCCAGAUCUUGUGGUUAGCACCAGUCACCAGAUGUGGCUCAAUUUCAAAACAGACGACACAAGUGGCUCUCUGGGCUUCAAGGUGUCAUAUGAAGAAAUUGACCAAGGCAGCUGUGGUGACCCCGGCAUCCCCGCUUAUGGCAAACGAGAGGGGACGGGUUUCCGUCACGGGGACAGGCUGUACUUUGAGUGCCUGCCUGCCUUUGAGCUGGUGGGCAAGAAGAACAUCACCUGCCAGAAGAACAACCAGUGGUCUGCCAAGAAACCCAGCUGCGUUUUUUCCUGUUUCUUCAACUUCACCACACCCUCUGGAGUGCUGCUGUCCCCAAACUACCCGCAAGAGUACGGCAACAACAUGCACUGUGUUUGGCUGAUUAUAACCAACCCUGAAAGCCGAAUUAACCUGGCCUUCAAUGACCUGAGCAUGGAGAAACAGUUUGACUUCCUCUCUAUUAAAGAUGGCGGAAAGGCUGAGUCUCCCAUCUUGGGCACCUUCUCUGGUGAUGUGCUUCCUCCUCCCAUUACAACCAGUGCUCAUGUAGCACGCCUGGAGUUCUUGACCGACCACACCUACACAAACAGAGGCUUUAACAUCACUUUUACUACAUUUCGCCACAAUGAGUGCCCCGAUCCGGGAGUCCCAGUGAACGGGAAGCGCUUUGGCGAAAGUCUUCAACUGGGGAGUUCCAUCUCCUUCCUGUGUGAGGAGGGAUUCGUCAAGACCCAUGGCUCACAAACCAUAUCAUGCAUUCUCAAGGAUGGCAACGUGGUGUGGGACAAUGCUGUUCCACGCUGUGAAGCCCCCUGUGGAGGGGAUCUGAAGGCUCCCAGUGGAAUCAUCCUCUCUCCUGGCUGGCCAGAACUCUAUAAGGAGGCCCUUAACUGUGAAUGGAUCAUUGAAGCUCCUCCAGGCUACCCCAUCAAGAUCAUCUUCGACAAGUUCCGCACUGAAGUCAACUAUGAUGUUCUGGAGGUCCGCGAUGGCCGUUUUCCUUCUUCACCACUAAUUGGAAGUUACCAGGGCACCCAGGUUCCCCAGUUCCUCAUCAGCACCUCCAAUUUCCUGUAUCUUCUCUUCUCCACCGACAAGAGCCACUCCGACAUUGGCUUCCGAAUACGCUACGAAACCUUGCAGCUACAGUCAGACCACUGCGUGGACCCUGGCAUACCUGUCAACGGGCAGCGGCACGGCAACGACUUCUAUGUGGGCGCUCUGGUGACAUUUAGCUGUGACGCGGGGUACACGCUUAGUGAUCCGGAGCCUCUAGAAUGUGAACCCAAUUUCCAGUGGAGCCGCCCGCUGCCGAGCUGCGAUGCACUGUGUGGAGGUUACAUCCAAGGCAACGUCGGCACCAUCCUGUCUCCAGGAUUUCCAGACUUCUACCCGCACAACCUCAACUGUACUUGGAUAAUCGAGACCUCCCAUGGCAAAGGUGUCCAGUUUACCUUUCACACCUUCCAUCUGGAGAGCCCUCACGACCACUUGUUGGUGACGGAGAACGGCAGCUUCUCUCAGCCCCUGUGGAGGCUGACGGGCUCUACUCUGCCGCCGCCUCUGAGUGCCGGCCUGUUUGGGAACUACACGGCUCAGAUACGCUUCCUGUCUGACUUUUCUGUUUCCUACGAAGGGUUCAACAUCACUUUCUCUGAGUAUGAUCUGGAGCCAUGCGAAGAUCCAGGAAUCCCACCCUACAGCACCAGAAAGGGCCUUCAGUACGGGGUGGGAGAUGUGCUUAUCUUUUCCUGUUUCCCAGGUUACCGACUCGAGGGUCCUGCGAGGGUGGUGUGCUUAGGGGGCAGGAGGCAGGUGUGGAGCUCCGCUCUGCCAAGGUGUGUUGCUGAAUGCGGCUCCUCCGUGACUGGCAUGCAAGGGGUGCUCCUCUCCCCCAACUACCCUGGUUACUAUGGCAACAACCAUGAGUGCAUCUACUCCAUCCAGACGCAGCCGGGCAAAGGGAUCCAGCUCCGAGCUCGAGACUUCCGACUGGAGGAGGACGAUGUGCUCAAAGUGUUUGAUGGCAGCAGUAAUACGGCUCGUCUGCUCGGAGUGUUUACGGACAGCGAAAUGCUUGACACAACCCUGAACUCCACAUCCAGCUCCAUGUGGCUGGAAUUCAUCAGCAAUGCAGACAAUACCAGUAAAGGCUUUGAGCUACACUUCACUAGCUUUGAGCUGGUGAAGUGUGAGGAUCCAGGCGUCCCCCAAUUUGGGUACAAGCGAGAAGACAAGGGUCAUUUUGCGGGGAGUACUGUGUCGUACAGCUGUGACCCCGGCUACACCCUAAAAGGCCCAGAAGUGCUCACCUGCCUGAGGGGGGAGAGGAGGGCAUGGGACAGCCCUCUCCCGCUCUGUGUCGCUGAAUGCGGGGGUACCAUCAAAGAUGAACCCACUGGUAGGAUUCUGUCUCCAGGCUACCCAGCUCCGUAUGAACACAACCUGCACUGCGUGUGGACCAUUGAGGCUGCGCCAGGAAGCACUAUUAGCCUGCAUUUCCUGGUUUUCCACACUGAAGAGAUCCAUGACGUGCUUCGCAUCUGGGAUGGUCCCCAAGAUGGAGGAGUGUUGCUGAGGGAACUGAGCGGCUCUACGUUGCCGCCGGAUGCCCACAGCACCUUCAACACCAUCAGCCUGCAGUUCACCACUGAUUUCUUCACCAGCAAGCAGGGCUUUGCCCUGCAGUUCUCUGUCUCUACCGCUACCUCGUGCAAUGACCCCGGCAUGCCGACUAAUGGGACCCGCAGCGGCGACAGCAGGGAACCAGGGGACCAUGUGGUAUUCCAGUGUGACCCAGGCUACAUCCUGCAGGGGACCAACAAGAUCACCUGCACUGAGAUCAACGGUCGCUACUUCUGGCAGCCAGACCCUCCCACUUGCACAGCUCCAUGUGGAGGCAACCUCAGCAGUCCUAGUGGGUUGAUCCUUUCUCCGGAUUAUCCUGAACCGUACCCUCAUGGGAGAGAGUGCGACUGGACCGUUACUGUCACAGAGGACUACGUCAUCGCCCUCAGCUUCAACCAAUUCAGCUUGGAGCCCAGUUAUGACUUCCUGCAUAUCUAUGACGGACCAGAUUCCCUCAGCCCUUUGCUCGGAAGCUUUUACGGCACAGAUGUGCCCGAUAGAAUUGAGAGCAGCUCCAACACUCUCUUUCUGGCCUUCCGCAGCGAUGCCUCCCUUAGCAGCAACGGAUUUGUGCUUCAGUACACAGAGAACCCCAGGGAGUCUUGCUUCGAGCCGGGUCUGGUGCGCAAUGGGACGCGGAUGGGCACCGAACUCAAGCUGGGCUCCACUGUCACCUACCACUGCGACAGCGGCUACACACUAGAGGGAGAACAAACCCUCACAUGCAUCAUGGGGGCAGAUGGCAAGCCAAGCUGGAACAAGCCCAAACCCAUCUGCACUGCGCCGUGUGGUGGGCAGUACUCAGGUUUGGAAGGAGUGGUCCUAUCCCCUGGUUACCCCGGCAACUACAGCAAUGCAAGAACCUGCCUGUACUCUGUGGCGGUUCCCAAGGAUUAUGUGGUGUUCAGCCAGUUCGCGUUCUUCCAGACAGCUCUAAACGACGUUGUGGAGGUGUUUGAUGGGCCCACACAAUCCUCCCGGGUUCUUAGUUCCCUGUCUGGAGCACACACAGGCGAGUCAUUGCCGUUAGCGACAACCAACCAAAUCCUGAUACGCUUCACCUCGAAAGGUCAAUCCAGCUCCAGGGGAUUCCACCUGGUCUACCAAGCUGUGCCACGGACCAGUGCCACCCAGUGCAGCUCAGUCCCAGAGCCCCGGAAUGGUCGCCGAAUGGGCAACAAUUUUGCUGUUGGCGCCGUGAUUCGCUUUGAGUGCAGCCCAGGUUAUGUGCUCGAGGGAUCGAGUGCCAUUGAAUGUCUGACAGUACCCAACGCACUGGCACAGUGGAACAGCUCCAUCCCCAGCUGCAUAGUUCCGUGUGGAGCUAAUCUCACCCAUCGUACUGGGACCAUUUUAUCUCCUGGGUUUCCAGAACCUUACCUCAACAGCCUCAACUGUGUCUGGAAGAUUACCGUUCCAGAGGGCUCGGGAAUCCAGAUUCAGGUCAUCAGCUUUGUCACAGAACAGAACUGGGAUUCGUUGGAGGUGUUUGAUGGAGGAGACAACACUGACACCAUGCUUGGUAGUUUCUCAGGCACCACGGUUCCAGCUCUCCUCAACAGUACUUCCAACCAACUCUACCUGCACUUUUUCUCCGAUAUCAGUGUGUCCGCUGCUGGAUUCAGGCUGGAAUACAAAACGGUGUCUCUUACCAACUGUCCUGAACCCAUCAUUCCUAUGAAUGGCAUCAAGGUUGGGGAGCGUCUUCAGAUGAAUAAUGUGGUGUCCUUUCAGUGUGAACCUGGAUACACUCUCCAGGGGAACUCGCACAUCACAUGCAUGCCUGGAACUGUCCGGCGAUGGAACUACCCGCCGCCUCUCUGCAUCGCCCAGUGUGGAGGAAUCCGGGAGGAGAUGGAGGGUAUGAUACUCAGCCCGGGUUUUCCUGGCAACUACCCAAGCAACAGCGACUGCACAUGGAGGGUCUACCUGCCAGUUGGUUAUGGAGCCCACAUACAGUUUCUCAAUUUCUCCACGGAAGCCAAUCACGAUUUCCUCGAAAUACGCAAUGGACCACUGGACACGAGUGCCGUCAUCGGCCGAUUCAGUGGGCAGGAUGUCCCUUCCUCGCUUCUCACCACCUCGCAUGAGACUACCGUUUAUUUCCACAGCGACCAUUCACAGAACAAACCAGGGUUUAGGUUUGAGUACCAAGCUUAUGAACUGCAAGAGUGCCCUGAUCCAGAGCCUUUCCGCUACGGGGUGGUAGUAGGUGCUGGCUACAACGUAGGGCAGUCCAUAUCCUUUGAGUGUCUGCCUGGAUACAAGUUGGUGGGACACUCCAUCUUGACAUGUGAACACGGAACAACACGCAAUUGGGAUCAUCCGUUCCCUCGCUGUGAAGUGCCUUGCGGUGGAAACAUCACAUCGGACAACGGAACCGUCUUCUCUCCACGUUACCCAGAAGAAUACCUUAACUCGGCUGACUGCUCCUGGUUGAUCACUGUGGCUCCUGGUUUUGGCAUCAAGCUCAACUUUACCCUGCUUCAUGUUCACGGGCCCCAUGACUUUAUUACAGUCUGGGAUGGUCUACAAGAAACAGCAAGGAAGCUUGGUGUGUUCACCGAUGGUGAGCCCAACGAGCCUCCCAGCAGCACAUCCAAUCAGGUGCUGAUCCGUUUCCGUAGUAACACAGAGAAAGGUGGAUUGUUUCGCAUUGACUAUCAAGCUUACAGGCUUCAGUUCUGUCUGCCUCCUACCAUCAUUCCAAACGCAGAGAUCCUGAUGGCAAGCAAAGAGUUUAAAAUUGGUGACAUAGUACGCUACAGGUGCUUUCCUGGCUACCAUCUAAGCGGCAACGACAUUCUCACGUGUCGCUUGGGGACCUACUUGGAGUUCGAGGGGCCUCCACCUUCAUGUGAUGUGACGUGUCCCAUGAAUGAGAUACUGACGGCGUCCACAGGUGUCAUCAUGAGCCAGUCACCGGGCACCGGCUUCCCUCACUUUGAGUCAUGCUCCUGGGUGGUGAAAGUGGAACCCGGAUUCAAUGUCACUUUCACCAUUGAGCACUUCCAGACUAGCCGUCAAUUUGAUGAGCUUGAGAUCUUUGAUGGCCCAUCAAGACAGAGUCCUCUCCUGAUCACGCUCAGCGGUAACUACUCCAGCCCACUCAGCAUCACCAGCUCCAGUAACAAAGUCUACCUGCACUGGUCCUUCGACCACACUACCAGUCACAAAGGCUUCCGUAUACGCUACUCAGCGGCCUACUGCAGCCCGCCAAGCAGCCCUGUCAACGGCACAGUGCACAGUCUUACGGGCACCAAAUUGGGAAGCACUCUGCGUUUCAGCUGUGACCAAGGCUUCCGACUCAUCGGCCAGAGCAGCGCCACGUGUACACGGACCGCACAGGGGAUCUAUCAGUGGAAUGCGCCAGUGCCACUCUGUCAAGUCAUGUCCUGUGGAAUGCCAGUGCCUCCUGUCAAUGGCAGCAUUAUGGGCCAGGACUUCUCACUCGGAGCCAGGGCUUCAUAUCGGUGCAACCCAGGAUUCCGACUUGCAGGGCCUGUCACCACUACAGUAGUCUGCCAAGAAACUGGCCGGUGGAGCCCCAUUGAAGCCCCCCCACGAUGUGUCCCGGUGACCUGCCCUGACAUCGGCCACUCCGCAGUCGACCACGGACGAUGGAGAUUAAUCUACGGAACCCAGAACCAAUAUGAUACUAUUAUGAUGCUCAUAUGUGACCCGGGGUAUUACUACAGGGGUCAACGCGUCAUACAGUGUCAGGCCAACAGCACCUGGAACUACCCAGAUCCCCGGCCAGUCUGUGACAUCAUUUCCUGUGGUGACCUUGGAACUCCACCAAACGGCAACAAGAUUGGAACACUGACUGUGUAUGGAGCCACGGCAAUUUUUUCCUGCAAUACAGGCUACACUUUAGUGGGCUCCCGCGUGCGAGAGUGCAUGUCCAAUGGACUCUGGAGCGGAACACAGGUCCAGUGUCUGGCUGGCCACUGCGGCACCCCUGAGCCCAUUGUGAACGGGCAGAUCAAUGGGGAAAACUACAACUAUAGAGGUAGUGUUGUAUACCAGUGUAACCCGGGAUUUCGUCUCAUCGGGGUGUCUGUGAGGAUCUGUGAACAGGAUCACCGCUGGUCAGGGCACACCCCUGUUUGUGUCCCUAUCACAUGUGGUCACCCUGGUAACCCCACCUUUGGUGUAACCCAAGGAUCCCAGUUCAGCUUAAAUGAUGUGGUUCGUUUUAUCUGCAAUACCGGAUAUGUUCUCCUGGGGCCCGUUAAAUCCACAUGCCAGGCCAACGGGCAGUGGAGUAGCACUCUGCCUCGUUGUAAAAUUGUGAACUGCACAGAUCCAGGCCAUGUGGAGAAUAGUGUCAGGCAAGUCUUAACCAGUGGACCACAUCGCUACAGCUUCCAGACCACUGUGUCAUACCGUUGUAACCCAGGCUACUACCUGCUGGGAACGAACUCCAUCUCCUGUCAAGGCGACGGUACCUGGGACCGCUCCCUGCCCAAGUGCCUUUUGGUGUUGUGUGACCGCCCCAGCAUACCCCCCUACGCCCAAAUCUCAGGCGACCGUCGGACUGUGGGCUCGGUCAUCCGCUACAGCUGCAUCGGCCAGCGUACCAUCAUUGGCAACACUACGCGCAUGUGCCAGCUGGAUGCGCAAUGGAGCGGCUCACCACCACACUGCUCUGGGGACGCUGCAGGCCUUUGUGGAGAUCCAGGUGUUCCCGUGCAUGGCAUCCGUUUGGGAGAUGAGUUCACAGUUGGUAGUGUGGUGCGGUUUAGCUGCGAGCCGGGUUACAUGCUGAAAGGUUCCCCUGAGAGAACGUGCCUGGCCAAUGGAACCUGGCUGGGUACUCAGCCUGAGUGUCAUGUAAUAUCCUGUGGAAACCCUGGAACUCCUCGGAAUGCCCAGAUCCUGGUCCACGAUGGCCUCACCUUUUCCCGAUCCAUUACUUACGCCUGCAGAGAGGGCUACUACUCUACGGGCCUGCUAACCCGCCACUGUACGAUCAACGGCACCUGGACCGGCAACAUGCCCGAGUGCUCUGUAAUCAACUGCGGUGACCCUGGCGUACCUGCCAAUGGGGUGAGGUCCGGGAAUGAUUUUACCUACAGCCAUACCGUUAGUUUCCAGUGUUCUCCUGGUUUCACCAUGGAUGCCGACCGCGCCUCCACCCUCGUCUGCACAAAGGACCGCACCUGGAACGGCACCAAACCUCUCUGUAAAGCAAUUGUAUGUGGUUCGCCGCCGAUCAUUCCUAAUGGACAGGUGGUUGGUACAGACUUCAACUGGGGCUCCAGCAUCAGCUACUCCUGUAACCAAGGUUACCAACUGUCACUGCCCACUGUGUUAAUUUGCCAAGGCAAUGGCAAUUGGAGCGGGGAGAAACCGCAGUGCUUUCCUGUUUUCUGUGGAGACCCUGGCUUUCCUGCCCAAGGGAGAAGGGAAGACCGGGGCUUUACCUACCUUUCUUCCGUCUCCUUUUCCUGCUAUUCCCCCUUCAUCCUUGUGGGCUCUACCAGGAGGUACUGCCAAUAUGAUGGCACUUGGAGUGGAACACAGCCCUCUUGCAUAGACCCGACACACACCACCUGCAUAGACCCGGGCACACCUCUCUUUGGUAAUCAGAACAACAGCCAAGGAUAUCAGAUCAGUGGCACAGUUUUCUUCAGCUGCAGAAAAGGCUACCUGCUGCAGGGCUCUAUCUCUCGGACUUGUCUGCCCAACCUCACUUGGAGUGGUUUUCAGCCUGAGUGCAUCGCUCACCACUGCAGCCAGCCAGAGCUGCCAGCCCAAUCGGACGUGCGGGCCAUUGAACUGCCAUCCCUCGGCUACACACUGAUCUAUACAUGCCAGCCCGGAUUCUACUUGGCUGGAGGAUCAGAGCACAGGACCUGCAAGUCCGAUGGGAGCUGGACUGGGAAACCACCUCUCUGUGCAGCUGAUAACCGUCCAAGUGGUAAGAGCCCAGUGGGAACAGUGCAGGAGCCUCCUUCCAAAUUGCCCGUCCCAGGCGGUGUAUUUUCAAAGAACUCUUUGUGGAGGGGCUCCUAUGAGUACUUGGGGAAAAAGCAGCCAGCCAUGCUCAGCAUCACUGCCUUUGAGCCGUUUAGCAACCGGGUCAAUGGAACGCUACUUGACCACAGUGGCGUGGAGCUCAAACUCGCUGGUACAUAUAAAAGAGAAGAAGCUCAGCUGCUACUCCAGGUUCACCAAAUCCGAGGUCCCGUGGAGAUCUUUGUCAACAAGUUCAAAAUUGACAACUGGGCCCUGGAUGGACACGUGUCCUACAUCUCUUCAUCCAAUUCCUUUGUGUACCAAGGAUUUGUCCGUGGAAAAGGCUUCGGACAGUUUGGUCUCCAAAGACUGGAGAGUUUAGAUCCCAGCAGAGACAAAACAGCUUACAACUUUGCGUCCAACAGCAGUUCUGUGGCCGCAGCCAUUCUAGUGCCUUUUAUAGCCAUGAUCAUUGCAGGCUUCGCUCUGUACCUCUACAAACACAGAAGAAGACCCAGAGUCCCUUUCAAUGGCUAUGUGGGCCACGAGAACACUAAUGGACGGGCUACAUUUGAGAACCCCAUGUAUGACCGCAACAUUCAGCCGACUGACAUCAUGGCCAAUGAGACAGAGUUCACAGUCAGCACAGUGUGCACAGCUGUAUAGUGACUGCUUCCUGUCAAGUCUCAGGAGGAGAGGUUUGCCCCAUCUUCGAGGAUAUUCCUCCAUAGUUCCUUAAACAAGAUGGCAAAUUUUAUUCACUGAAAAAAAUUAAAGAAACAUCCCUGACAUGAAAGAAGCAACACAAAACAUCACAUCUGGAGGAAAUGUUUGCACCUGAAAGUGCGUUGAAGCUGUGACCGCUCUCUUCAUCACCCUCUGCCUCAACAUAAAGAAAUUUUGCAGUCGGUAUGUGAACCUGUGGCUACCAGAGAUCAACGUACAAGAGAAAAAUAUGGCAGACGGACAGCCUGUCAGCCGGACUGGACUUUACAUUCUAUGCUGUGGUUUCCAUUACUUUGUUUGGAUUUUUACACCGCUUGCUUCCUGUAAUGAUAAACUUUAUUCAUUCCCAGCCAUCUGCUUCUACGGCUGGUUCCAUCCACUAGUCUGCAUCCCCAGAGGAUAGAUUUAAAAUGCAAUCCCAAGGAGAGAAAUAUUCAGUCCCUACUUUUUUUUUUUUUUUUGCCAAUGUUCUGCAUGUAGGCCAAUGGUGUCCAUUGCAAAGUUUUGAGGGAGCAAAAGGCUGCAGAAAAAGCGCUUCGUGAUGCAAGACGGUUGAUGUUGAUAUCUGCAAGCCUAAGUUAAAUUCCCCCUCCAUUCUAUCCUCUAAUUUUAAUGUGGAUUAUUACUCCAUCCUAGAUACAUCCUAAAUCACACCAGAAGCAUCGGUUCCUGUGUUCCUACCCUGAUGUUUAGACACUUGAAGUAAACAAAACAAAAAAACACUUCUCCAUCAAUGCACAAUCACCUUGAGAACAUGUUACUUGUCCUGUUUCCAAAGAUCUUAACAGAGCUGUAGCAGUUACAGAACAGCAUGUCACUGUGGAAACUGCAAACUUGAGAUGCAGUAUAGUCAUCAGCAGAAUUUACAAGGAUUUUGUAUCAAAAAUAAGCACCGUGACAAAGGGAUGGGCAUUUGACAUCAUUUUGUUGAUCAACUAUCAGGAUUGGGAUCUCUGAAUGUCCUCAAAUCCUGUUUCUAAUACUCUUCUAUGCACUCCAUUUUUGCUUCAGUUGAUUAAAGAUGCGAUUACUGACCAAUUCCACACAAUCAACCCAAGUGUUUAUGAAUUAAUCUAUUAUUAUGCCCAUUCCUAUUGUAUACAAACUAUUAUGCAUAACACCAACAUUAUGGCAAAUUCUAAAAUUUCCAAUGCAAGUCAUCCUCCACUUUUUGUGCAAAUUCCUACUAAAUUCUGAUGAGGACAUGCUCCGUUUGCGCACCCUUCAUUUAGUCAGCUCAAAAAGUGUCCAUAUCUGCAGUGCACCACCCUGAGAAGUGACUAGAAGGUGCUUGACUCUGCAGUAUGGGUGAAUCAGUGAUUAAGGUCUGUUGGAUUACAUUCUGUUUUUUUUUCCUUUAAGUUAACUUUUGACAGCUCACUUCCCUUUGAAAAAGAGUAGCGUUGCUUUUUUUUGUCUUGGGUAGCCAUGAAUAGGUCAGGGGGGGCUUUUUCAAAGCUGUGACGGCAGGCGAGUCGCAGGCAUACUGAUUGGUUGGAAUUCAAAUCGAAAAGUUUGCUUUGGAAUCAAUGAAAGACCAACAUCUGUGAAUGAAAAUACUGUUUAGGGAGUGAGAGAGUCUUGUUUGUGUGUUUGUUUGAGAAGGUCACGCCUGAUGGGAGGAAAGGAUGCUAAAAUGAAUUACCUAUUGCCCUGCCCUUCGCUAUUUACCUCUCAGCACCCUCAUACCUGCGUGGAUGCUAAAGUGGCAUGGGUAGUGCUUGACCUCCACCACAGCAAAUUGAGCCAUUACAUGCACUUUGUUUUAAUUUUGCCUUGCCAUGUUGUGGAGUCUCAAAAUAGCCAUCCAUUUUACCAGUGACGGCGCCCAUAGUUGAUUAUGUAAUCCAAUUUAGUGUGUACUUCGUGGCACCCUUUUAACAUAUACAGAUCAUAUAUUUGAAUGCAGAAGAGUGGCUUUGACAUACCAAAUCAGCAUCCAUACAAACAGGUUUUUAAUGAAGUGUUUAUAAUCACAUACGUAUAGAAUUUCCCACAGAAAUCCAGGCCUUUGAAACCAAUCACUGUAAUGUUCCUUCAAUCAGAGUGGCUGUGGGGCUGGUAAUUGUUUUUACAAUGUUAUUACUUUUACAGCCCCUCACUUAUCUCAAUGCCACAGAUAGAAUAUUGCCCCUUGCCAGCCAUGCUCGUGAAUUGAUGGAAAAGGAAACAAUUGAAUUACCCCGGAGAUUUCACGGCGGAGCGCAGCACCCACGUUAUCUCACAAGGCAUUGGUGCUCACUUCUCACAGUCGUAUGGAGGUGGGGUGGUUCUCUAUUUGGGAAUAUCAUGUUUUUUUUUUUUUUUCCGUUUGGUACUGUUCUGAAUAUUUCUGCAGCUUGGCUAUGUUCACUUAUUUCCAGGUGGGCCUGUUUAAUUGAGUUUCCAUUGCAACAUUUGACAGAUAAUAAUACCCUUUGUUAAGCUUAAUUGAAUAGCCAACAGGAUACAUUUACAUCUAGAUUGAACUGUUUCUUUUGACAGGAACAAUUGUGAUUGUUUUUACAUACAAGGGCUCAAUCUAAAGGACCAGACUCAAACUUUUCCCCUUCAUGUUUUUCUACCUUCUACACUCUCCAAUAAGCACUUUAUGUUCAUCAUAGUGCCUUGUUAGGACCCCAUAAUACAAGUAAUGGUUUGCUUCAAAAAGUCCAAAAUGCAUAGAUUGGGGGUCUCCAUUAUUGCUCUUGCUGCCUAAUCCUUUACAUCAGUGGUUCUCAACUGGUUUGGCUGCGAGGCUCACCGUCACCCCUCAAUGACAAGUGGGGACCUGGAAAUUUUUCAACUCAAACUUCUCAAACAUCUUAUAUUUAAAGGGGCUGUUUGCAAUGCUGCUGCCUGGAGGGCACUGACUUUCAAACUUGAACCGUCUUCAUUGUGGAUGGAAUUCUCCCACGCAACGUAAUCUCCAUGUCUCUCUUUAUGGUGCACUCUUCUCCAGCAGAUAUCUGCAGCUGUGUGUCCUACUGACAGCACAUUUAGACCCCUCUCGCUGAAGCUUGGCAAUGUCGCCCAUAAACAUGGCACUCACCUUGAAUAGCACAGACAAGAAUGUGAGGCACGUUCACGGACAUUGGGUCAUGAUAUACGUAUAUUGUUUUGCUCUGGCAAAGACCUGCAACCCACUGAAAACACUUCCGUGACCCACCCACCAGUUGAGAAUCACUGCUUUAUAUGAAAUGCAUGUAUUACACGCCUACUGAAGAAAGUUCUUUACAUCUAUAUUAUUUUGGAAGGAAAAUAUUUUCGGCUGUGUCAGAUUUUUCUUGCUAUUUUGGUCCUUAUUAGGAUAUUACUGCAGUAUAAUGUGUGGAGGGAUUAACGCCGAUAGACUAAUUUAUGUGUUAUGUGUUUGUCUGCUUGAUUGCUCAUUGCAUGUUUUUGGAAGUCUAUAACCAAAGAAGUUAAGUUCAACUUUUCUGUUCUUGAUGUUGCAUCUCUUAGUUUUGCAAAUUUUUAAACAGGGCCAUUCAGGGCCAGACAUUCUCAGAAUAUCACGCUGGGUAUUUAACAGAAAUGGGAAAGUUUCACCUAACGAGAGUUACAUCUUCAUUUGGGGGUUUAGUCCAGAAAGUUCUCUCCAGGAAAGUGCACUGAAGUUAUAUGAGGAUGUCAGAGUUAUGCUUAAGGAGUUAUCAGCCAACUUCCUGGUUCUUUUGCAUAUUUAAAGACAUAGACUCUGUCCAUCUUCGACACAUUUUUGUUAUCAGCAAGGCACAGCUCUCUCCAGCUCACCAUCUCGUCUAUAAUGAAACAGACCGCGGUUCCUCUUCCCGCAGAGUUGACUCCUCACAGUCAGGAAUGCGACUAAGAGCUUCCCGGAUUCACUUCUCAGUCCCCCGCAACAGUUUACGAAUGAAACAAUCCGUCAACCAUGGGGUAAACUCUCCUUUGUCAUCUCAAGUAUCCCACCUGUGCCAAAGCCACUCUCACUGCUGUGUGACCGCACAAUUUAGCUCCAGUUUUUAGCAAGUGACUCAAGCUUAGACAGCAUUUUUAAAGGCCCGGCAGUUACAUAAUUUGUCUGAAUGUAUUUCAUUUUACUGAGUGCGUCCCAAGACUUCAAAAUUAGCUUUUUUCUUGAGCGCAGCAUUUGCCUUUUUUUUUUUUAUCACAACAUAUUUUCUGCUAGUGCUCACCUUUGCAAGCAGGUAAGGAAAAAAAAAAAGAUUCUUCUUUUUACAAAAAUCUCUAAAUCGACAACUGAAUCCGUUGAUGACACAAAAGCACCUGAGUGAGCUCCACGUGGCUCUUUAACAAGACUGAGCAUCAUCAACGCAUACUGAUAACGUCAAACGGAAAUGAAAAUGGACAGGAGAGGACUGUGUAACUUUAAAGUGUCUCUGGAAAAAAAAAAAGACAAUAUUAGCAAAUUAAAAAGAACUUUUUUGUACAGAGAUAUAUUUUUAUGAAAAUACAUUUGUAAUAUAAAAUGAAAAAAAUCUGAAUUGACAUAUGUACUUUUUUCCAUUAUUGUAGUACAAAUGCUAGUGAGGAGUACAUGGACAUUGAUUGAUAUGUAUAUAUAUAUAUAUAUAUAUAUAUAUAUAUAUAUAUUUAGAAAGAGAGAGGGAGGAGAAGCGGCAUAGAAAAUGGAUGGA
Molecule: messenger RNA, 16034 nt
Organism: Dunckerocampus dactyliophorus (ringed pipefish)
Lineage: Eukaryota; Metazoa; Chordata; Actinopteri; Syngnathiformes; Syngnathidae
Gene: csmd2
Product: CUB and Sushi multiple domains 2
Exons: 72
Coding region: 580-11373 (3597 amino acids)
Source: RefSeq, a predicted model, not a curated record